GUUCCGAUUUGCGUGCGCGGCACCAGCGAGUCACCUUGCCACACGCAGCAGUAGCUGUAUCGCGUUGAAGCGGAGUUGCAGAAGCGAAGGUGUCCUACAAAAAAACAAACAACCCCGCAGCCAUGGCAGCCGCAGCGGACCCGGCCAAGCCCAGGCCCAAGACCUCGCCCAAAUCCAUUAAAUUCCUCUUCGGCGGAUUGGCUGGAAUGGGGGCGACAGUGUUUGUGCAGCCGUUGGAUCUGGUGAAGAAUCGGAUGCAGUUGAGCGGUCAGGGCUCCAAGGCUCGCGAGUACAAGACCAGCUUUCAUGCUGUGGGCAGCAUCCUUCGCAAUGAGGGUAUCCGCGGUAUCUACACUGGACUGUCUGCGGGUCUGUUGAGGCAGGCCACAUACACAACCACCCGUCUGGGCAUCUACACAGUACUGUUUGAGCGCAUGUCCAAAGCAGAUGGCACACCGCCCAACUUCUUCAUGAAGGCUUUGAUUGGAAUGACCGCUGGGGCCACGGGAGCGUUCGUCGGGACUCCGGCUGAGGUGGCGCUUAUUCGAAUGACAGCUGAUGGGCGGUUGCCUCCAGACCAAAGGAGGGGUUACACAAAUGUUUUCAACGCCCUCAUCAGGAUCACCAGAGAAGAAGGAGUCACCACACUCUGGAGGGGCUGUAUACCCACGAUGGCCAGAGCAGUUGUAGUGAACGCAGCCCAGCUUGCUUCAUAUUCCCAGUCCAAGCAAGCUCUUCUGGACUCUGGAUAUUUCAGAGAUGAUAUUCUGUGUCAUUUUUGUGCCAGUAUGAUCAGUGGACUGGUCACCACAGCUGCUUCCAUGCCCGUAGACAUUGUUAAGACCAGAAUCCAGAACAUGAGAAUGAUUGACGGCAAGCCAGAGUACAAGAAUGGAUUGGAUGUGUUGGUGAAGGUCAUCAGGAACGAGGGAUUCUUCAGUCUAUGGAAGGGUUUUACUCCUUAUUACGCUCGUCUGGGACCUCACACAGUCCUUACCUUCAUCUUUCUGGAGCAGAUGAACAAGUUCUACAAGAUCUAUUUCCUCGACUCAUAGAUAAGACCUUUACAACCACCAGGGGACAGCAUAGGCCCAAUCCAUUUCUGAUAGGCCAGUGUGUAUACUCGUCUGUGAAUGCUGGUUUUACACAUUAUGUUUCUCUUUUACAUAAGGAGUGUAUUUUCUGGAUUUGAAGGCUAGUAAUAUGCAGUGGCUCAAGGGCACUGGAUUGUGACCCUUUGCUAUGGUGGUAGAUGUGACGGACAUUUGGACUCUCAUAUUACACAACCCAUAGUUAACUGGCUUAGUAAUACCUAUACUGGCCCUAUCUGUCUUUGUGUGAGCUUGGAUCAUUCACACCAAAGAUACCCCCCUCCCCCCAUUUUUGAAUUAUAUUUAUGUAAUUCUACAUCCCUCACCGCCACCUUCCUCUUUAAAGCUUUACUUUUCUCCAAUUGUACUGAUGUGCUAACAGACUUACCGUAGUUGUGAAGAGUCAUUGUCAAUACACAACACUGAACCAGAAUUCUGAGUGAAUCAUAAAAGGUUUUUCUCUU
Myxocyprinus asiaticus (Chinese sucker) is the source of this 1555-nucleotide messenger RNA. RefSeq names its product mitochondrial 2-oxoglutarate/malate carrier protein-like. Gene Ontology annotation, biological process: oxaloacetate transport; phosphate ion transmembrane transport; succinate transmembrane transport. The record is from RefSeq and is a predicted model, not a curated record. Gene Ontology annotation, molecular function: malate transmembrane transporter activity; succinate transmembrane transporter activity; sulfate transmembrane transporter activity. Lineage: Eukaryota; Metazoa; Chordata; Actinopteri; Cypriniformes; Catostomidae. The transcript is spliced from 8 exons. The coding region runs from base 123 to 1055 and encodes 310 amino acids.